GAGGGACCUUCUUGGAAUUAUCGUCAGCUUGGCCGUCCAUUCGGCAACGGAAGGUAAUUCAUGCACACACAACAUACAUAAUCCACCCAAAGUCUCCAUUUCUCCUAAAGCUUAACCCAAGAAAGAGAAUAUCAUCAGUCAAAGAUCAUGAGCGGGAAUCUAGAAGCAGUCCUUAGUUCGGGAGAGAAGAUCCCAUUGCUGGGCAUGGGAACAGCAGCCGCGGCCAUCUCUGAUGAUCUCGUGUCCACAUUCAUCCAGGCUAUUGAUCUUGGCUACAGGCACUUCGACACGGCUGCACUGUACGGGACGGAACAGCAAAUUGGCAAAGCCAUAGCAGAAGCGCUACGACGUGGCAUCAUCAAGACCCGCAGCGAGCUCUUCAUCACCUCCAAGCUAUGGUGCAUCGAUGCGCACAGCAACCGUGUCCUUCCGGCGCUGAGGAAAACCUUAGAGAAUCUAGGGUUGGAGUACCUUGAUCUCUAUCUCAUUCACUGGCCAUUGGGCUUGAAGCCAGCGGAAUAUAAAUUUCCAUUUAACAAGGAGGACCUUGUCCCCAUGGAUUUCAAAUCUGUAUGGGAAGCAAUGGAGGAGUGUCAAAAGCUGGGCCUCACAAAAUCCAUUGGAGUCAGCAACUUUUCUUCCAAGAAGCUAUUGCAACUGAUGGCCCAUGCCAAGAUACCUCCAGCAGUGAAUCAGGUGGAAAUGAACGCAGCAUGGCAGCAAAGGAAGCUUAGAGAGUUCUGCAAUGAGCAUGGAAUUCACGUGAGUGCAUGGUCUCCACUUGGGGCAAAUGGAGCCUACUGGGGAUCGCUUGCAGUGAUGGAGAGUCCAAUCCUUAAACAAAUUGCACACGCCAGAGGAAAAUCUAUUGCUCAGGUUUCUCUAAGGUGGUUGUAUGAGCAAGGAGUGAGUGUGGUGGUGAAAAGCUUCAACAAGGAGAGAAUGAAAGAGAACCUUCAGAUCUUCGAUUGGGCAUUGAGUGAGCAAGAUUUGCAAGAAAUCAGUCAGAUUCCACAGCAUAGGGGAUUUUCGGGAGAAAUCUUCGUUUCACCAGGUGGGCCAUUUAAAACGAUAGAGGAGCUGUGGGACGAGGAGGCAUAACACACCUCUAUCUAUUUCUCCCAGUGUGUCAUGACGGAACGGUUUGCUAAAUCCUCAUAUAUGUGCAGAUAUGGAACACGUGUAAGAUCUGGGCUUUCAUUAACGUUUUUAGAUUUGAUGGCCUAAAAUUGCCAUCGCACACCUCAUAAGAGACAAUAUAUAAAACAAAUGGAUGGCAAAAUAUAAUGAUUUUAAUCCCCAGUUUAUACUAAUUUCUCGGCUCCGUUAAAUUCUUUUAUUUUUGUGUAGAUGGGAUUGGCCAAAUCAUGCAUUUGCUUAAUAAGGCAAUAUUAUAUGAUAUUUUGUUUUA
This is a messenger RNA of Magnolia sinica, 1411 nucleotides long. Its product is annotated as non-functional NADPH-dependent codeinone reductase 2-like. Gene Ontology annotation, molecular function: aldose reductase (NADPH) activity. Gene Ontology annotation, cellular component: cytosol. The transcript is spliced from 4 exons. The record is from RefSeq and is a predicted model, not a curated record. The coding region runs from base 148 to 1101 and encodes 317 amino acids. NCBI's taxonomy places the organism in Eukaryota, Viridiplantae, Streptophyta, Magnoliopsida, Magnoliales, Magnoliaceae.